Messenger RNA from Mercenaria mercenaria, 995 nucleotides. RefSeq names its product cystatin-A-like. NCBI's taxonomy places the organism in Eukaryota, Metazoa, Mollusca, Bivalvia, Venerida, Veneridae. Gene Ontology annotation, cellular component: cytosol. The coding region runs from base 176 to 496 and encodes 106 amino acids. The record is from RefSeq and is a predicted model, not a curated record. Gene Ontology annotation, molecular function: cysteine-type endopeptidase inhibitor activity. The transcript is spliced from 5 exons.
CAUGCACUUUUAUUUGUUUAUGAUGCGCUACGUAGUCAAGCCUGUUACCAACUGAACCAUAGACACGGCAAUUAUUUAAAGCAGUGUCCAAGACACCACUGCAUGCAUUUUCAAAGAAGGAAAACGAACGGUUAUUUUCGAUACAUUGUAUUAUCAGUUCACUGCAAGCAUACACAUGGCUACGGAGGGCAAGGACGUGAUCUUAGGAGGUUGGGGUGAAGAAACGGAAGCCACUCCUGAAGUACAAGAAAUAUGUGAUAAGGUAAAAGAACAAGUACAGACGACGACUGGUGGCACUUUUACAAUGUACAAAGCUCUCAAGUACAGAAGUCAGAUUGUUGCGGGAACGAAUUAUUGUGUAAAGAUCCAGAUCACCUCUGCUGGGGAUUGCGAUCAUGUGACAAUCUUUCAAGCUCUUCCAUGCAACGGAGGGGAUCUGACGGUUACGGAUGUACAAGAAAAGAAAACGAUUUCGGAUCCAAUACAGCCUUGGUAGAAGAGAGAAGGCAUCGCGUAAACAUGCAGCUUAUAGAAUACAGAAACAAUUCUCACAAUAUUUUAACUGAACUAUAUAAACUAAAUGUUUGAAAUUUUCAUUGGUUUCAGGUACACAAUUAUACAAUUUAUUUAAAUGCAAGGAAUAUGAUUUAAAAAUUGAAUUGACAUUCUUUCGUAAUUUACAGUGGAAAAUGUGAUAAAAAUACUUUAGCCAUUUUCAUUAAAAGCAUAAUUAUCGCUGAAAAAUUGGUAGAUAUGUUCAUGUAUAAAUUAUUCAAUAUGCAAAUUUUAGUCUUCAAUUUUGGUGCUCCGAUUUGAAUGUUAUAUAAUGCACCUUCUGUAUCAACAAUUUGAUUAUCUAAACAAUAGCCAGUGCCUGGUUUACAUUUCCUUUUCAGUCUCAGAGUUCUCCUUUAUUACACAUUAAAAUUUUGUCUUUUGUUGUAUUGAUACUUUAUGCAAAUUAUAUCAGUCUAAUAAAGCUGUUAUGUGAGAAA